AUGAUCCAAAACAGCAGCGAAAAGAAUGCGGAAGCUAAACAGGUCAAAGUCGUCUUUAGGAAGCAGUACAGGCAUUACCGAGCCAGUGCACCAGCAGGCGAAAAUGAAGCUACAGAAGUUCAGUCGAAACAGAAAGUGUGGAACUGGGACAGGACUCAGCCGAAAAGCGGCUUCAGAUGUGGUGUUCGUGUUAUUACAAAACAGAUUGGUUCUGCCAUCAUUGUUGAUGUCAUCAAGUUUGAUCCUGUCUCAAUGGAAGUCAUAGUAAGAGUAAAAGAACGAGGAUUGGUGAAGUUGUGGAGUGCUUUAACUUUAUUGAGUUAUUAUCGGGAUAGAAAGUGUGCAAUUAAAGUGAUUCAGGUGUCGCCUCAUUUACUGAGCCUUGCAGUGGACAGUAGACAAUGGAAGACGAAAGAAAAAGAGAGCUCUGUAGCCAGCUGACAACAGAUCCAACUUGGGAUUUGGCACUGACAUGCUUAAAACGAAUUUGGCAAGGCAACCCCUCCCCCCCGUCCCCCCAAUCAAGAGUCCUCCCUUCAAAAUCUUCCUAAUUUCCUUGUGAAUCUCGUCAUUCUAGAGGGUCCGCAAUAGGGUUUUCAGAUCCCGCUUUCCCGCCCAUUUUUUCCUGUUAAUCCCGCCAUUCCGCCUUUUUUUGCCUGGAAAUCCCGAUC
This is a messenger RNA of Orbicella faveolata, 671 nucleotides long. RefSeq names its product ribonuclease P protein subunit p14-like. Gene Ontology annotation, cellular component: multimeric ribonuclease P complex; nucleolus. The record is from RefSeq and is a predicted model, not a curated record. NCBI's taxonomy places the organism in Eukaryota, Metazoa, Cnidaria, Anthozoa, Scleractinia, Merulinidae. Gene Ontology annotation, biological process: tRNA 5'-leader removal. Gene Ontology annotation, molecular function: ribonuclease P RNA binding.